Molecule: messenger RNA, 3217 nt
Organism: Archocentrus centrarchus (flier cichlid)
Lineage: Eukaryota; Metazoa; Chordata; Actinopteri; Cichliformes; Cichlidae
Gene: mamdc2a
Product: MAM domain containing 2a
Exons: 14
Coding region: 432-2480 (682 amino acids)
Cellular component (GO): membrane
Source: RefSeq, a predicted model, not a curated record
CGAAGAAGAGCAGAAACGAAACCGUGUGUCAUAUACAAUGAAAAGUGUGUGCGGUUUUCAUGCUGAAUUUUUUUUAUUUUUUGUUUUUAAUCUUUCAUAACUUUAUCGCGCUUCUCCCGUCCCUGGUGAAGUUAGGAUUUAGGAGGACAGCCCCUCUCCCACCGCAUUCCACCACCAGCACCACCAAACAGAUCUGGGUCAAGCCCUAGCUCAUUAGUCUCAUAGAGGAUAGACGGAGAAGGAGGCGGAGAGCUUCUGUGAUAUGGUCCGCUUCUUCUCUCCCGCCGUUCAUCUGGAUAAACACUUCACCUCUCCAGCUGACAUUGUGACAGCAUGUGAAAGACAACAAGUGGCUUUAAAGAUCGGCUUGCACUGUUGUUCUUCAGGAAAUUUACGGAAUACAAACCAGCAAAAGAGGAGUCUUCAGCGUUAUGGUGGAUACAAUGAGCAGAUUCUGCCUCGCUGUCCAUGUGCUUCUGCUGUGCGCAUUUCUCCAGGCUCAGCAGCUGUUGCUGCCCGGGUCCUGCAACUUUGAACUGGGCACCUGUGGCUACAUAUCAGACCCAGUUUAUUCCAAGUGGCGAAUGAAUGAAGAAGGGCAUUUGAUAACAGUGGACUCAGCCUUCUUAGAUGACCAGGAAAAAGCAGUUCUUGUUAGUCCAUCUUUGGACCAACAGGACUGGAGCUGUGUGAGGCUGGUGUACCAGAUCACUGGACAAGGUUCCCUGCAGCUUCACUUCAGACCACACAGUGAUAACUUUGACUACUGUCUCUGGACUGCCAACAAAACCUCUGACAGUUGGCUCAUCGCUAGUGUGGACCUGCCAAACACCACCAUCCCCUACCAGAUUUUGCUGGAAGGUCGACCGGAACAUGGCUCAGGGAACAGCGUGGCCAUCUUUGAAAUUCACAUUGUUCCUGGUUACUGCAUAGAAUGUAAUUUUGAGGAGCAUCACAUGUGCGGCUACAGCAAUAGCUGGAACCCAAAUGUUAACUGGUAUGUUGGGGGGAGUGUGGUUGGACAGCCAAACCUGCUUGCAAACCACACCACCCACAACCAGAGAGGCCGCUUUAUGUAUGUGGACUCUAUAUACGCCAAGCACUUCCAGGAGGUUGCCAAGCUGACCUCACCUAUGACCACUGUGCCUAUGGAAGGUUGCCUGACCUUCUACUAUGACCAAGACCAGGAGCCCGGAAAUAUCUUCUCAGUUUUCACCAGAGACCAGCUAGGACAUUAUGAGGAGAUCUGGAGACCACAGGUGUAUGUUACUUCUGGUUGGACUCUGGCCAACAUUGACAUCAAGGCACCACAUCCCCUGGAGAUUGUGUUAGAGGUGGCUUUUAACAGUGCCAGAGGUGGAUACGUGGCCAUAGAUGACAUCUCCUUUGUCCCUGAAUUCUGCCACACUGAUACAGAGCCAACCUUUGAUCCUGCUAUAGCCAACUGUGACUUUGAAAAUGGCCUGUGUCUGUACUAUCAGGAGGCAGCAGAGAACAAGGUGUGGAGCAGAGUUUCAGUCAAGCCUAAUGUCUACAGCAUAGGCGAUCAUACCACAGGAACUGGCUGUUUCCUUGUGGCAAACUCUCGUUUCACUUCAAGACCUGGAUAUGUGGGUCGACUUCAUGGUCCCCUUUUACCUGGGAACCACAAAUACUGUCUGAGGUUCUACUACCUGCUUUAUGGGUUUAGGAAAGUAGGCACUGCUCUGGUUCUUUACAUUUAUGAUGAAAAUAACAUUGCCCAGGAGCAGGUGUGGAGCCUUGAUGACACUUCCAGGACUGUGUGGACUGAAGUGGAGAUCACCUACAUAAAACCCAUGCUUUCAAAGGUAGUGUUUGCCAGCAUAUGUAAGAACUUCUGGGAAUGUGGCCUCGUAGCUAUUGAUGACAUCACUGUCAGUCUAGGAGACUGUCAAAUUUCAGCAGGUGCUCUCCCACGCCAGUGUAAUUUCGAAAGUGGUAUCUGUGGCUACAUACAGGAUAAGAAAGGAGACAAUGCCGAUUGGCUGCGAUUAAGAGGACGCACUCCCACUUCCUACACAGGACCCAGAGGAGACCACACUACUGGGGUGGGUUACUUUUUAUACAUUGAAGCAUCACUCAUGCAGCCAGGUCAUAAAGCUCGGUUGCUGACCUCUGACCUGCGAGGCUCAUCAUACGUUCAGUGUUUGAUCUUCUACUACCACAUGUAUGGAACUGGCACUGGCAUACUGAGUGUUUUUCUGCACCGUGGCAGCAAAGAUCAGGACACACUGCUUUGGAGACGGCGUGGUGAACAGAGUGUCAGCUGGAUGAGGGCAAUGGUGGACUAUCACUGUGAUGUUCAACACCAGAUUAUAUUUGAAGCAAUCCGGGGCACAUCACUACGAAGUGAUAUCGCUAUUGAUGACAUACAUUUUAAAAGGGGACCAUGUGAAGAUGCUGGUGACAUCAUUCCAUACUCUGGAUUCUCAGAGAACUUCAAUGAGAUUGAGAACUGAGGCUGGUGGGACUGCUGGCUCAGUUGUCCAUCAGACUUAGGCAGAAUGGUUUUCAGUAUGAAUGUGAAUACCAAGAUAAUUUACAAAUUUGUAGAGCAAUGUUUAUGUUGCAGUCAGUCCCUCUGUCCCUCUGAUUACAGUGUAAGACAAUGGGAUUGUAUUAUGCACAAUGUCUUCUCCUGACAUUAUCCAGUUUCACAUUACCUAACAUUACAUAAACUUAUAUGAUACUUGGUUACACAUUUAUAUACCAAUCUAAAGACACUAUGUACAGAAAGUUGUACAAAUUCCAUAUUUUGUUACUGGAGGUAUGUAGGUUAGUAAGAAUAUUUACCAAACAGUGUUAUCUCUUAUUUCCACUCAGAGCUAAGGUACAGUAAACUACACCACAAAUGCUUAUUGAAAAAAGAAAUGUUUGACACUUGAAAAGAAACUCACCAUUGUGGAAUGUUUGUGCUUAUACCAUCUUCAAAGGGCAGAGCAGUACAGGGAGAAUGAUUUGUACAGUUUACAGUGUGUGACUUCAUAUAAUAGUUGAACUGUCAUUUGUUUUGGUACAGCUGUAGUUUUGUUCUGUAUAGUUACAUGAACACAGAAGACAAAUAUUUUCAGUUGCUUUUAAACAGAAACGAUCGAGGAAACUUGCUUCAUUACUUUUUCUCGUAAGUCUUAUAAUUAUAUCAAAGGCAGAAAGAAUGAGACCAUUUCAGAGGUAACAUCUAGCAAAAAAAAAAAAA